ACCCCUCCCCCGAAUAACCAAAACACACACCAAAAAUGCUCCGAUCAUCACACCAUAAGCUCAUCAACCACCACACAACCACCACACUAUUCAUCCCAUAUAUCUCUUCACAAACCCUAACUAAUAUCCGAACAUUCCGUACACUAAUCACACUCGCAUCACACCCUACAACUACCACCACACUUUUCACACCUUCACAAUUACUACACAAUUCCGUACAUUUUCAACCUAACCUAGUAACUGUAACUGACCGCCGGUUCUCUCAUUUCUAUUCUCCGGUUUCUCCGGUGGCGCGUGAAUUUAUCCGGUCGAAGUUGGAUUCUGUGUUGACGAAAUGUAUUUCCUCGUCGCCGUCGUUGUCGCCGGUGAUGGAUACGGUGGCGGAGAGUGAUCGGAAUCAAGCGGUUGUUGAGGAUUCUGGCGAUGAAGAUAGUUUCAUUGAUAAGGAUGUUAAGACUCCUAUUCCUGUUAAGGCUUAUUUCUUCUCUACUAGUGUGGAUUUGAAAAAACUAGAGAAAGAGAACAGUCUCAAUUACAUUCAUCCCACGUCUCGGAAUGCUAAUUAUGCCGUAUUUAGGUUUGGUAGCCCUAAGCCUGAGCACAUUGGUUUGGGUGCGAGUAUUAGUGGGAGUGACAUCAGCUAUAUGGUAGUUUUUCAGUAUGGUUCAAUUGUUUUGUUUAAUGUUCGUGAUCAUGAAAUUGAUAUGCGUCUUCAAACUGUAAAAAAACAUGCUCAACAACCAUUUGUGGAAAGGAGAAUAGAUGAGUAUGAAGUUAAGGAGAAACCAACUUUGGAGACAUGGAUGGAAGGUGGGCUAGAUUAUAUUAUGCUGCAGUAUUUGAACAUUGAUGGGAUUCGCACAAUUAGCAGUGUUUUAGGUCAGAGUAUAGCUCUUGAUCACUAUGUUCGCCAGGUUGAUGGCAUGGUUGGAGAAUUCACUGAGAUCAAUCGUGGCAUGGAAAAAACUGGAACCUUCACAAUGGAAAGGAAAAAGUUAUUUCAGUUGGUAGGGAAGGCAAAUUCAAAUCUUGCUGAUGUCAUAAUUAAGCUUGGACUUUUUGAGAGAUCUGAUAUUGCCUGGAAGGAUGCUAAAUAUGCUCAAAUAUGGGAGUAUCUAAGAGAUGAGUUCGAGUUAACUCAGAGAUUCGCAAGUUUGGAUUUUAAGUUGAAAUUUGUUGAGCACAACAUUCGUUUUCUUCAAGAGAUUAUGCAGAACAGGAAAUCAGAUUUUCUGGAAUGGCUGAUUAUUGUGCUGAUUGGUGCUGAAAUUCUUAUAUCUGUCUAUGACAUUGCCCAUAAGUCCGUCCUAUAGAACAUAUCUUUGUUCUACUCAACUUUUUGAUGCUCAGCUUCACCGUGAAUAUAUCUAGAGAUUUAUCUUCUUCAAUCUAAGUAUCUAACUGCUUUGGCGCCUUAACUUUGGUUAUUUUUUUUGUCUGGCUUUUGAGUCAUGUUAGAGCCGACGGAAAUUCUCUUUGUAUAGAGAAAAUGCACAACUGCUGGUUUUUAAGUAUUAUUUAGGUAUGGCACAGCAACUUAACUUUAGCUGUUGUUUAUUCUUUAUUGUAUGUCUACAAAAAAAAUGGGAUAAUGGUUGCUUCACACAUAUGAUUGUGAUGGAGAAUUUGGUUUGAUUGGCAUGAUCAACAAGAUUUUGGGCCAUAGAUAGGAGUUUUUAUGCAAUCCCUUAUUCAUAUCAAUUAUCUGUGAAUCAUAACUCUUUUAAUUUAUAUAAAUCGUGUACUUGUUCGUU
Molecule: messenger RNA, 1754 nt
Organism: Erigeron canadensis
Lineage: Eukaryota; Viridiplantae; Streptophyta; Magnoliopsida; Asterales; Asteraceae
Product: protein RETARDED ROOT GROWTH-LIKE-like
Exons: 7
Coding region: 36-1313 (425 amino acids)
Source: RefSeq, a predicted model, not a curated record